GGCCGCCCGCGGAGCCCCAGCCGAGCCGAGCCGGGCCCGGAGCGCCGGGUCCCAGCGCCCGCAGCCAUGCCGGCCGGCCCCGCCGCGCGCACCUGUGCGCUGCUCGCCCUCUGCCUCCUGGGCAGCGGGGCCCAGGAUUUCGGGCCGACGCGCUUCAUCUGCACCUCGGUGCCUGUGGACGCCGACAUGUGCGCCGCGUCCGUGGCCGCCGGCGGCGCCGAGGAGCUCCGGAGCAACGUGCUGCAGCUCCGCGAGACCGUGCUGCAGCAGAAGGAGACCAUCCUGAGCCAGAAGGAGACCAUCCGCGAGCUGACCACCAAGCUCGGCCGCUGCGAGAGCCAGAGCACGCUGGACGCGAGCGCGGGCGAGGCGCGGGCGGGCGGCGGCCGCAAGCAGCCCGGCUCGGGCAAGAACACCAUGGGCGACCUGUCUCGGACGCCGGCCGCCGAGACGCUCAGCCAACUCGGGCAAACUUUGCAGUCGCUCAAAACCCGCCUGGAGAACCUCGAGCAGUAUAGCCGGCUCAAUUCCUCCAGCCAGACCAACAGCCUCAAGGAUCUGCUGCAGAGCAAGAUCGAUGACCUGGAGAGGCAGGUGCUGUCUCGGGUGAACACCCUGGAGGAGGGCAAGGGGGGCCCCAGAAACGACACGGAGGAAAGAGUCAAGAUCGAGAGCGCCCUGACUUCCCUGCACCAGCGGAUCAGCGAGCUGGAGAAAGGUCAGAAGGACAACCGCCCCGGAGACAAGUUCCAGCUCACAUUCCCGCUGCGCACCAAUUACAUGUACGCCAAGGUGAAGAAGAGCCUGCCCGAGAUGUACGCCUUCACCGUGUGCAUGUGGCUCAAGGCCACGGCGGCGCCGGGGGUGGGCACGCCCUUCUCCUACGCGGUGCCCGGCCAGGCCAACGAGCUGGUCCUUAUCGAGUGGGGCAACAACCCCAUGGAGAUCCUCAUCAAUGACAAGGUGGCCAAGCUGCCCUUCGUAAUCAACGACGGCAAGUGGCACCACAUCUGCAUCACCUGGACCACCCGGGAUGGGGUCUGGGAGGCCUACCAGGAUGGCACCCAGGGCGGCAACGGCGAGAACCUGGCACCCUAUCACCCCAUCAAGCCACAAGGCGUGCUGGUGCUGGGCCAGGAGCAGGACACUCUGGGUGGCGGGUUUGAUGCCACCCAGGCGUUCGUGGGCGAGCUGGCCCAUUUCAACAUCUGGGACCGCAAGCUGACCCCGGGGGAGGUGUACAACCUGGCCACCUGCAGCACCAAGGCCCUCUCCGGCAACGUCAUCUCCUGGGCCGAGUCCCACAUCGAGAUCUAUGGUGGCGCCACCAAGUGGACAUUCGAAGCCUGUCGCCAGAUCAACUGAGGCCCCGGCCCGGCCGGGCCCGGCCCCGCCCGCCCCCUGCUUGUGCGGUGAUGACCCGUCGUCUCUUCUUCUCUCCUGUCCCCAGGAAUGGCUCCGGGCUGUCGCCCUCGCCCUCGUGCACGCGCACACAGCCUGGUCUCGUCCUCGUGCGCCCUGAAGCGGGCACCGUUUCUCAGGCGUGUUCCGUUCACCGCUAACGCCGGCGGCUGCGACAUUUUGAACAAUGCACACGUAGGUGAGAGGGCCCGUGUGUGUGUGUGUGUGUGUGUGUGUGUGUGUGUGUCUGAGUGUCCACAAGGGUUGAAAAGGAGGUAUGCCAUUUCUUCUUUCUCUGUGGCUUUGGGAAAACUCCCGACUGGUCCGGUAUCUGUAUUCGCCAACUUUGGUGGCUGCCCACGUGCCUUGGGGCUGGUGCGGCUUCCGCAAUGCGUUUGUCUUUGCGAACCUUUUUCAGAGCGACCUAUCUCUAUAUUGAUAAAAUAAAUGUCUUUUAGCAGCUUGUUAAAGGCCGGGAGCUCGGACAGAUUUUUAUUUUGCUGUAGAAGUGGUUUCUCUCUGAAGGCUUGAAGGCAGACAGUGUCCUGUGAUGGCGCCAUGUGCUCAAGGGGGCAGAGGAGGUGGGACCAGCCUCCGGAUGUGGGCACAUACCCCCACCCUCCCAGUGCCCACCCUGCUGCUGGCAUCUGACGGCAGCACUGGGCCCGGGAAGCUGGCCUGCAUGCCCAGCUUGGCCGGUUCUGGCCCGCAUCCUCAGCCUCCCACCUCCUCGCCUUCUGCGAGGCGGGUUCCAUCCUCCACUCCAGCGGCCAGCGGGUGCCCCUCAGAGUGGAGCGGCCCACUCAGAGCCCAGGAAGCGGGGACUCCUGGACAGCCCCCCUUUGCCUCUGGCAGGGGGUCAGCUCGAGAGCAGACCUUUUCCAUCAGGAAACCCAAACUCUAGGACCACAGGGCCACUGAGACAAAGCCGGCCAGUCGGCCGGCAGGUCCGUGGUGACUCCGACAGCCAUAUCCUUCCCCAACCCCCAGGCCCAGGCGAGCUGGUUCGGGGAGUCCUCCAAGGGGGCAGGGCCUCCAGAGACCUCUCAUGAGGAGCCAGGCCUGGCUUACAGGGCUCAAGUCCUGAAGCAGCCCCCAACCUGGCACCAACUGGUGAUGCUGAGAUGCAACCGGUUUCCAGAAGCUUUGACUUUUUACCCCCAUGAAAAACCAUGUGUAUCUCUUAGUCUUUCCAAGGCGAGAAAAGUGUGUGUAUGUGUGUAUGUGUGUGUGUGUAUGUGCGCGCGUGUGCACAUGUAAGUGUGUCAGAUGAGAGAAGAAGAGCACUCAGACGGAUCAGCUUCCUGCUGGGUUGCAUCAUCUGGGGUCGCACACCCUGAGGGCAACCUGGACUCUGUCGUGGAGUCUAAUUAGCAAAAGGCUGGCACGUCUUUCUAGAAAUUCUUCUGCACUGCCUGGCUCAUCUACAGCUGCAGACAUUUCUUCAGGAGGAGCAGGUGUUUCGUCUUCUGUUCCUUCCGGGGGCACCUGUCUCCUUAAGCGCAGGUCCCUGUCGUGUCGGAAACCUCGUGCAUCUGUGUGUCUGUGUCGGUGUCCGCGUGGGUGUCUGCACGGCACCCAGUCGCUGUUCUGCCACGCAGCGCUCCCGAGCUCCUGAGCGGGGGGUGCGGCUGAGGCACCGGGCUGCGUGUUGUGGUUCACCAGUGGCUUUUUUGAGACCGUUGUGCUUCAUCAGAGCCCGUCGGGCCGUGGCCUCUGUGGGUCUGCAGGGAUCUUCUCUGUAUGCAUGUUCCUCGGGGUGGCGUGUCCCUUGCUUCCUCAGUCCAGUGUGCGUUCCCCUGCCUGCAUGAACUUCUCUGGUUCUGUGUCGUGUGCGAGUGCCACCCAUUGUUCUGUGACAUCCAUGUAGCUACCGGAAAUGGCUGGGAAGGCAAGCCAGGGGUGUGGGCCGGGGGCGAGGGGCGACGGCUGCCCUCCCCUCCCCACCCCCAAACACACCAAGAGGUAUGUUUACCGUGUAGGUGGAGAGCAGGCCUGACAGCGCCCGAGCUCGGGCGAGAGCAAGCGCGGAACCCCCUCUAGACAGAUCAGCCCACCCUCACUGCGGCCACCUCGGAGCUGCAGGCGAGGCCCAGAGCUGCCAGGUGCUCUCCCCGUCGCCGGCACCUCCCACCAGCCCCUGCCGAGCUAUCGAGCUAUGGGCCCCAGACCACCCUGUGCCCCAGGGGGCGCGGUGGGAUCUGUCCUUUCAGGACCACAAGCCAUCCUCUGCCCUGACUAGAGACGGGCAGAGCUCACCCCAGAUGCUUGCGCCCUUCGGCCCCCCUCCCCUGAGACACCCGUGGUGCCAGGGACAGAAGCUGAUGUUUAACACCCCCCCCCCAACCAAACACGCACUGGAGCCUGUGCCAAGCCCCUGACUCCCUCACUGUGUUAACUCCUGGCCCUUGGCCGGCAGCCCUGAGAAAGGUAAUGACACAGCCGUCCAUCUAAUCACAUAGUUUCUAACUACUCCUUAAUCUGAUUGAUGUUCCCUCUUGCACUGAAUAAUACAUGCCUAUCUCAGGUAAGCCAUUUUAUAAAACACGGAGACAAAAACGCACUGUCGAGGCAGUGUUUGCUUUGCCGAGCUGGUGUCCCGCAGCUCCCCGUGCGUCCGAGGCGGGAGGGCUGCCCACACGGCUCUCCAGGCCCUCGGGGAUCAGAUCCCACUUGAGUCGGAAGCCUUCUUGCUUUUGAUAACACAGUAUUAUUUCUCUUACUCUAGAAGAAAAAGUUUAUUACCAAACAAGAGUAUUUUUAUGAAAGAAAAGGACAAACCUAUAAAUCAACUCAACCUAUAUCUCCCUUGAAAAUACCUUCAGGCUCCGCCAAAACGUAGCACUCGAAGCAUGUAUUUUGGAAGAAAGAGGUACAUUUUGUAUGCUUUCUGUUCCUUUUGUAGAUUCACAGUUUAUUUUCUAAGACUGCAAAGAUCACUCUGUCACCAGCCCUGGGACCUGAGACCGAGGGGGUGUCUCGUGGGCAGUGAGGGGGAGGGAGAGGCUGGCAUGAGUGUCACAGUCAUUCCAAUGAGCUCCCAAGAGGGGCCGCCUGUUCCCAGAGGCCUACUGGGGACAGGAUGUACAUUUACGGUGGCCCCCCCGUCUCGGAGCUGACUUCUAAAGUGGAAGGAGUUGAGGACCUGCUGAUCAGUUCCGACCCUGAUAGAAAAAGCUAGGGUUCCGAAUCGCAAGCACCGCGAGGAGAGUAGCCUUUGUAAUCUUGCGGCAAAACCAGAAUGUGGCUUAAAGCCGUCAUGGUGUCAUCUCUUAAAACACAGCGUGUAAACUUAUUCAGCGAACGAUGGGAAAUGCAUCCUCCCAUGCACGGUGGACGUAAGUGCCACUCGUUGAAGAGGAACAAGUCACUGAGGAGAAAAAAGCCCAAUCCUUAGAGUCCCAAUUUUGUCUUAUUUGCCAAAAAAAGAAAAAAGUCCACGAGGACAACAGAGCAACCCCCCUAUGGUUGAUGUCGUUAUCCUGUAUAUACUGUAUCAUAGCAAAGAGAAUUGACGUAUCUUACUUUUUCAUUAUUUGCUAACCAAAGCUGUACAUUUUUCAUAUGAUCUGCAGCCUUGUGGGUAUCUAAUGGGUCAAAACCAUGGGACCUGCCACCUCCCAUCAGCAAUUCUGGAAAUGCACUAUUUCUACUGGUAUUCUUGCUUUUUUCUUUUUUCUUUUUUUUCAUUUUCUUGCUGAAAUGACAUGAAUUGUGGAGUUUAUUUUUACACAGUAAAGAGUGAAGAAAGAC
This is a messenger RNA of Phacochoerus africanus (Common warthog), 5154 nucleotides long. RefSeq names its product neuronal pentraxin 1 (gene NPTX1). Gene Ontology annotation, cellular component: neuron projection; plasma membrane. The transcript is spliced from 5 exons. Gene Ontology annotation, biological process: axonogenesis involved in innervation. Bases 67 to 1365 code for a protein of 432 amino acids. Lineage: Eukaryota; Metazoa; Chordata; Mammalia; Artiodactyla; Suidae. The record is from RefSeq and is a predicted model, not a curated record.